This is a messenger RNA of Centruroides sculpturatus (bark scorpion), 1550 nucleotides long. RefSeq names its product BTB/POZ domain-containing protein 2-like. The record is from RefSeq and is a predicted model, not a curated record. NCBI's taxonomy places the organism in Eukaryota, Metazoa, Arthropoda, Arachnida, Scorpiones, Buthidae. The transcript has 3 exons. Gene Ontology annotation, molecular function: protein binding. The coding region runs from base 31 to 1341 and encodes 436 amino acids.
UUAUACUUGGUUAUCAUUCUCAUUAAAGUCAUGGCAGAUUGGCAACUACAAACAAAUUCUCUCUCAGGUAAAAUCAAGCAAUUGAUGCUUACCGAUGAAUUGCACGAUGUCACUUUUUUAGUGGGAAACGAUCAAAAGAAAUUUCAUUCUCAUAAAUUGUUACUUAGCGUAUAUAGCGAUGUUUUCCGUUCAAUGUUAUAUGAUUCUUCGUGUAAAACGGAGGAAAUACUCUUGCCAGAAGUAGAAUCACGAAUCUUUCAAAUGGUUCUCAACUACGUCUAUACAGAAAAACUUGAAACUGACGAAUUCGACGAUGCCAUCAAAUUGUUCUAUGUGGCAAACAAGUAUUCCAUAGUCGAACUCAUGCAACUUUCUCGAGAAAUAGCAAUAGCCAAACUCAGUUCUGAGAAUGUUUGUGUGGCCUACGACAUAGCAAUUCAAAUGAAUGACGAUAUAUUUGACAAUAAAUGUGGAAACAUUAUAAAAAUGGAUACCGUAAAAGUAUUAGAAUCUCAAAAUUUCUUAAGAUCUUCUUCAAAAACGAUACAAAAAAUAAUAUCUUUCGACUUUCUUAAUAUUCCCGACGAAUUGUUUCUUUUUGUAGCUAUAACAAAAUGGGUUAAAGAAGAGAUUCGUCGACUAAAUAAAACAAAUUGCCCAGAAAAUUUGAGAAAAAUUAUGGACCCUAUUCUGCCUCACAUAAGAUUUCUAACUAUGACACAUAAUCAGUUAUUUGGAAGCCCUGCAAGAAGUGGAAUAAUUAAAUCAGAAGAGAUCAUGCAGAUUGCAAUGCACUUAUCUAAUCCCGAACAAUUUACCGAUCUUCCAAAUUGGUGCAAUACUGAAAAAAAUAACAGAAUAGGCUCUGUGAAACCAAAUACUUUAUACAGGUUGAGAUUCAAUCAAAUCUGUUUUUCAUCAAUCGACAAGAUAAAAAAAACUGAAAAACUGAGGAUCAAGUGCUGUAUCAUACCAUCCUGGAAUGAUAUUUUACUAAAAGGCUUCACUGUGUGUAUGAAAAAUUCUAUAAAAAUUCAGCCUCAACUUUAUAUUGCUAGCUCCAGCGAAUCUUAUAAGCUUGUCGAAUACGCCAAAAUCAUAAAUAGCGAAAAUGAUUCAAAUAAUCCAUUGCAUGAUAUUUAUGAAAUGAGGUUGUUUGAGCCAUUAUUAAUGAAAAAAUGGAAUUACUAUUACAUCAAGAUUAAAAGUGAUGAUCCAAUAGUUAUGUGCGGUGAAUCGAUUUUAUGCGAUAAGUUAUACAAUUUAUCAUAUUUAGGAGUUACUUAUUUGAAGAAAACUAAUUGCCAUUUUCAAGAAAUUCUUUGCUUCAUCGAUUUAUAGAUAUCGAUUUCAAAAGCCAUUUAUUGGUGGUUAUUAUAUUAAUGAAAGUGAAAAAUGUAUCUAUAACAGCAUUUCUCAAACUAAGAGUCGUCGCGUUAAAAUUUUAAUGGAUGGCGAAAUGAUACUACCUUUCGCAGAAAUACUGUUUAUACUUGUAUUAAUGAAAUGUUUUCUAAGAACUGGGAACAAAGGAUGUAUCUGUUAAGCAC